Vidua chalybeata is the source of this 1638-nucleotide messenger RNA. It is a transcript of the gene TMEM179, whose product is annotated as transmembrane protein 179. The record is from RefSeq and is a predicted model, not a curated record. NCBI's taxonomy places the organism in Eukaryota, Metazoa, Chordata, Aves, Passeriformes, Viduidae. Bases 1 to 699 code for a protein of 232 amino acids. The transcript is spliced from 4 exons.
AUGGCGCUCAGCAAUUUCCUCUUCGCUCAGUGCAUCUGCUAUUUCCUGGCCUUUCUCUUCAGCUUCAUCGUGGUGGUGCCACUCUCCGAGAAUGGCAACGACUUCCACGGCCGGUGCCUGCUCUUCACCGAGGGCAUGUGGCUCAACGCCAACCUGACGGUGGAGCGGCAGCGCUUCACGGUGCAGGAGUGGGGGCCUGAGGCCGCUUGCCGCUUUAGCAUCUUCACCGGGCUCCUCUCCCUGCUGCUGGCCACAGUGCAGGCCUGGAGGACCCUCUUCUUCCUCUGCAAAGGGCACGAGGACUCUUUCUUUUACGCCUUCCUGAAUCUGCUGAUCAGCGCCUUUGUGGUGUUCAUCACAUUUAUUGCCAGCACUAUAGUGAGUGUAGGAUUUAACAUGUGGUGUGAUGCAAUUACUGAAAAAGGAAGCAUGCCAAAUAGCUGUGAAGAAUUGCAGGAUAUAGAUCUUGAGCUGAACUUGGAAAACUCUGCUUUCUACGACCAAUUUGCUAUUGCACAGUUUGGUCUCUGGGCUGCCUGGCUGACUUGGCUGGCAAUUACCAUUCUGGCUUUCCUGAAGGUCUAUCACAACUACAGACAGGAGGAUCUGCUAGACAGCCUGAUCCAUGAGAAGGAGCUGUUGCUAGGAAGAUCCCCUUCACGAUCCUCUUUGCAAGAUGACAAAAGUGGCAUGAUCUAAAGUGUAAGCCAAUUUCCAUGGCAGGAUUUAGAUUUUAUUAUUCAGUAAUGUGAGCUCAAGCUGAGUCAGGGUAUCGAGUGUGUGAAAUCUUUUCUUUUCCUGAAAUGAAAUGCAAUUGAGAAUCACUCACUUCCCCCAUGAGAAAUUGUUGGCAGAAAUAUUGAUAUUAGGAUAAAGAGAAUGAACUGCCCUAUGUGCCUAUGGCACAGCAAAUUUUCUGUCCCGUGGAGGCAAAAUUUGUAACCUGCCCUUGUCAGCAGAGCUCCCACGUGCCAUCGCUGGCUUUUGCGACAGGGGCCAUUUCUGAGGACUGAGCUGGCAAGACCAGGCUACAGCAUCCAAGCUAUUUCUUCAAACUAUUCUUCAAAAUAGUUGUAACUGGAGCUGCAUUCAGUCCCUCUCCUCCCUUUUGCCAGUGCUGCCCCUGUUCUGUCUUUAUCCUGGGAAGCUGCAGCUCUGGUUCGGGUGCAGGCUCUUGCUGUCUCUGCUUUCGCUGUGUAUGGAUGCAGUGCUGACAAACAUGUUGCUCCUGCUCUGAUUUUAUUUAAAACAUAGAGACCUGUGUUCCAGACUUGAUAUUUGAUAUUGGACAGUGUUAAUGAAUUACAUGAAACCCAUGUAUUAUUAUAGCACCUGCCAAAUACUGUGUAUAAUAUGGAAGGAUGACAGAGAACAUUUGUGGUUUUGUUUCUUCUUAGAUUUUGGCAUGAGCAGUAUUUAUUAUGACUCCUGAAGUGAAGUGUAGCUAGAAAUUGCUGAAACUUGCAUACUAAGAAAUUAAGCCGAAUAGAUAGUAUUAAUGCUUGUGCAUUUAUAAAUGUAACUUGGUCCCUAACAUUGUAUACUAUUCUGUUUUGAAUAUUAGAAUUUAUUUGUGAUAUUUAUUUCAUAUAGGAUAUGCAAAAUUACUGUAAGCAUUUGCAUUGUAGGUUUCUAUAU